GUCUGCAGAUAAUAGAGAGGGGGCCACCUUCCCACGCAAGCCGGGCAUCAGCAGUACAGUUGUUCAGUGUGACGGAGGAGGCCGCUGCUUAGUUUCAAGCAUUUCACAGAGCCAUGGAGAAGGAGCAGCCUAGAGGAGGGCUUCAUUUUGUAGGGAAGAAGGAUGAACUUGUUGAAGCAAAGCGCUCUUUCAGAACACUAGAGGGUCGGGAUAUACUGAUCAUUUACCACCAGACAGUCUUCUAUGCUAUAGACUCUUACUGCUAUCAUGCUGGGGGAGCACUGGAGAAUGGAGACAUUGAGGAAAUUGCUGACAAGCUGUGCAUAAUUUGUCCAAAACACAAGUACAAGAUUGCUCUUGCCAACGGGGAGGGAAUAUAUAAGGGCACCGACCCCACGAAAAAGCCGGCUGUGCCCAGAUGGUACUCCAAGGGUGUGAAGCAGCGGAUCCACACGGUCACUGAGACCAAUGGGGAUGUCUAUGUCAAGCUCUCUGAGGACACGUGUUGGAUCGAGUCAGACUUCUACCAGGGAGAGAAGGGCAAGGUGCAAAGGGCCAAAGCUGAGGCAGCUGAGAAGAAACUUAGUAGUACAAAAGAUUGAUAAGGAUUUUUGAAUUUUAAGUUUUCUAUUGUCUCCCCCAAUCUCCUUAUGUUAUGUCAAAGUUAUUGCAUUAUGACUCUAUAGAAAUGAUGUCAGACAUUAAAUAACACUCAUCUCAUACUUUACCUCAAGUAACCAUUAGGGCUUGAAUGGCUUAAAAUGGGUCUGUUUACAUUGCUUACAUGAUUUGAAAAUGUUUGACU
Etheostoma cragini (Arkansas darter) is the source of this 805-nucleotide messenger RNA. It is a transcript of the gene rfesd, whose product is annotated as Rieske (Fe-S) domain containing. Lineage: Eukaryota; Metazoa; Chordata; Actinopteri; Perciformes; Percidae. Gene Ontology annotation, molecular function: 2 iron, 2 sulfur cluster binding. The transcript is spliced from 5 exons. The record is from RefSeq and is a predicted model, not a curated record. The coding region runs from base 114 to 602 and encodes 162 amino acids.